Molecule: messenger RNA, 722 nt
Organism: Linepithema humile (Argentine ant)
Lineage: Eukaryota; Metazoa; Arthropoda; Insecta; Hymenoptera; Formicidae
Gene: zetaCOP
Product: COPI coat complex subunit zeta
Biological process (GO): retrograde vesicle-mediated transport, Golgi to endoplasmic reticulum; intracellular protein transport; intra-Golgi vesicle-mediated transport
Cellular component (GO): COPI vesicle coat
Source: RefSeq, a predicted model, not a curated record
AUCAUGAUACAGUGGCGACACUGCUGGACACGUCAAAAUCAGUGAAGUUCAGUCAAAUUUGAUGUAAACAUGGAUGGUCAACCUUUGGAACCCACGUUGUACACGGUAAAAGGAAUGGCCAUUCUCGACAAUGAUGGCAACAGGAUACUGGCAAAAUAUUAUGACAAAAAUGUAUUUCCAACACCAAAAGAACAGAAAACCUUCGAGAAGAAUUUGUUCAGUAAAACACACAGAGCAAACGCCGAGAUUAUCAUGUUGGAUGGUUUAACAUGUGUUUACAGAAGUAAUGUGGAUUUGUUUUUCUACGUAAUGGGUAGUUCACACGAAAAUGAGUUAAUUUUAAUGAGUGUGCUGAACUGCUUGUAUGAUUCUGUAAGUCAAAUUCUCAGGAAGAACGUUGAGAAAAGAGCAGUAUUAGACAGCCUGGAUAUAGUGAUGCUAGCUAUGGAUGAAAUUUGUGAUGGAGGUAUAAUUCUGGACGCGGAUGCAACAAGUGUGGUACAGAGGGUAGCAUUACGAACGGAUGACAUUCCACUUGGAGAACAGACAGUAGCACAGGUACUACAAUCUGCCAAGGAACAGCUUAAAUGGUCAUUAUUAAAAUAAAUAUUUUCUCUUUGUGUAUGAUUUCCAGAAAAACAUUCACAACACAUAUAUAUCGUAAAAAAAAUAUUAUUGUAUAAAAUAAGACAAUUUAAUAAAAAUAGAAGUAGAAAUUUAAA